Messenger RNA from Hermetia illucens (black soldier fly), 3926 nucleotides. RefSeq names its product arf-GAP domain and FG repeat-containing protein 1 (gene drongo). Gene Ontology annotation, molecular function: GTPase activator activity. The record is from RefSeq and is a predicted model, not a curated record. NCBI's taxonomy places the organism in Eukaryota, Metazoa, Arthropoda, Insecta, Diptera, Stratiomyidae. The transcript is spliced from 6 exons. Bases 557 to 2629 code for a protein of 690 amino acids.
GGGAAAUUCGGUGAAUUGAGGAGACGUCAGUUUCCAGCUGGUCGAGUGUAAAUUGUCGGGAGUUGUUUUCUUUCUCGAGUUAAGUAACGAAAAGGGAAGGUUCCACUUGCCCGAAAAUUCCAGUUUUCCGUUUGCUGUCCGCGUACAUUCUUUUGAUUGUCGAAGAAAUUUCAUAUUGUUCUGAUUUUGUGCAAUUUAGUGAGUGUCGUAAAAUUUGAAAUUGUCUGAGGAAGAAAUACCAAGUGCAGUUGUCCAGUGACGGUGAAAUCUUGCGAAUUAAAAUUGCCUUCUCUGAAACGUUUGGUGUGUGGGCUGUCCUUGUGAGUGGCUGCUAUUGCAGUUAGAAACUACAAAGAGGAGAAAAUCGUUUGGGGGCUUAUUGCGGUGAGCUUGCCGUUGCCGUUUGACUUCCGGUGGUGCUUUGAUUUUCCAGCUCGCUGGGCGAUGGAAAUUUAGAUGUUUACGCGAGCCAAGGAGAAGGGUAGCAGUCAGCGUGUAAAAGGCGAUCAAAACAGUGAAAGCACAACAACAGAGAACAGAGAAUCCUAGCAGCAACAUGGCGGUGGUGCGUAAGAAACAAGACGACAAGAAUCUGAAAACUCUCCGGGAGCUGGUGACCAGCGGAGGCUCCGGGGGGAAUCGCCAGUGCUUCGAUUGCGGCCAGAAGGGGCCCACGUAUGUCAACAUGACAAUCGGCUCAUUUGUAUGCACCCGGUGUUCCGGAGUACUACGUGGCCUUACACCUCCCCAUCGUGUCAAAUCAAUAUCAAUGGCAACAUUUACGCCAGAGGAAAUUGAAUUCUUAAAAUCGCACGGAAAUGACGUUUGCGCGAAGACAUGGCUUGGAUUGUGGGAUCCAAAACGAAUUAUUCAUCAGGAUCAAAGAGAGCUUAUGAUAGACAAAUACGAAAGAAAACGUUAUUACUUGGAGCCUGCUAGUCCUUUGAAAUCGUUAACAAAUAAUGCUGCAACGAAGGCACCGCCUACGAUGAAUGGAAACACUGUAAAUGGAACGAGUAAUGGAAUUCAUUUAAAUGGAAAUAGUAACAUUCAUCUUAACAAUAACAGUUCGAAACAAGUGGCUGAGAAUAAUCUAAAGAAUAUUGCAUUAGCGCCGCCGUCAACGCUGCAUCUCUCUAAUAAUUCUAUUAAUAGUAGUUCUAGUAGUACUAAUAGUAGUCGACAACAAAAUAGGUAUAAUAAUUUUCAAAAUCAAUUCACACCGGAUGAAAAUGGUUUCUUCGACUCAACAUCAUCAUCUGCAAAUAAGCUACAGAACAAUAAUAACGUAAUCAACGGCGGCAACACUAACUCUAAUACUAGUCACCUAACAAAUGGCGGCUUGAAUCCUCUAACAAAUCAUCUAAAUAAUUGUCAAAUAAGUAACAAGAAUAGCCUCAACGUUCAGAAUUCAGAUAAUUCGAAUUUUCUAAGUAAUAAAUUCACACCGGAUUCAGAGUUUGUUGCGGAUUUCGGGUCAGCGAAUAUCUUUAAUGCUGUUACCAGUGGUGCUGCCGUCAGUGCAAAUGCAUCUAAUAAAUCACAGGCGAAUUCCUUGAAUGGAUUUAAGAUUCAUCAGAACGGAACGAACGGACACAAUUUCAGUAAUGGCGAAACAACUGCCAACGCAGCCGCACCAACAGUGAAUGGAAAUAGCAAUUCGAGCUCAAUAUCAAACGCAAAUGCUAAUUUUGCAGAUUUUGAUCAUGCGUCUAUCUAUAAUGCUGCAGUUUAUCAGCCCAGCAUUUACGAGAAUGCGACCAUCAACAACAACUACACCAGUAGCACUAGUGACUUGUUCGCAAACAAUCUCAGUUAUCGGUCAGAUCUGUUUAGUAGUACAAACAACAGUAGCGCCCUGUCCAAUAACAACAACUCUACCGUCCAAACCACGAGUAACUUUUUCAACGACAUCAGUGGAUUCAAUUUCACUAACUACCCUCCGCCCUUACAACAACAACAACAACACCAACAACAGCAACAACAAUGGAAUAUUUGGCAACAAUUCCAAUCGCCUUUUUCAACACCAAGUCCCGAGCAAAGUCGUUGGAGUCUUCCGAUGUCGUUGAACUCAACGAGUAAUUCACUUUCAUCAAGUGCCACAUUUACUUCGAAUUCAUCGAUAAAUUCCACACCACCGGCUGAUCGUUAUGCAGCUCUCAAGGAUCUUGAUGAUCAGCUUCGUGAAAGUAAAACAUCGAUAAAUGGAAGUGCAUUCAAUUCGCCUGCUCCUGCAGCAGCAUCACCGAAUCCUUUCACCCAGUCAACGCCCAUUGCGAUUACAGGAACAGCUACACAACAAUCCCAUCAAAUCGGCAAUCCAUUUCAGACACCGUCAGCCGCCAAUGUAUUUGCUGCAAGCAGUCAGCCCGGGCUAUUUGGAGGAGCGAGUAGUCCACCGUUUACUGCCACUCAACAAUCUUUUCUAGGAUAUAAUAACGGAUAUGGUGGGGGCGGUUCGAAUGCCACGACUAUUCUACCUAACGGUGGAGCUCUAAAUAAUGGAUGCGGUGGCCUUGCAUAUGUACCUCAACAAAUGACUACCGGCAGCAAUGCAGUUAUUACGAACAUAAAGAAUCCUUUUGCUACUGUCAACUCUCUCAGCAAUUCCAACAAUCCGUUUUUAUGAAGACGUUACUACUGGAGCGGAACAGCUUGUGAAAACUAGCGGAAAUAAAUACCUUCAACUUUUUUAUUUGCAAUUAUUUCUAUAGGAGUAAGUGGCAUCGUUACGAAGUACGCGAAUAUUUUUCCUGUUUUAUUUUGCUAUUUCAAGAGAUGUUUACACAAUUUUUCAAAGCUUCGGGGUCAGAUCGAAUGAAACAAACCGAGAGAAGGUUACAUUGUUGUAUAUUUUUUGAAAAUAUUUGUAGUUUGAAAAUAAUUUAUUGUACAUGAGAUCCGUUCAUAGAAAGAAAGCAGCCCGUCAAUGGACAAUAGAGGAAUUGAUUGGAUAAUUCACUGGGGAUGUGAACAAGGAUUUAGUGAUAGCAAGUUUCGUGUAAAAUACGGCAAAACAAUAUCCAGAUAACUCAAAAUCAAAACGAUUCUCAGUGGUGUUUAGGAAAGAUUACUAGAAAUGCGGUAGUUGAACCAUUGAUUAGGACUACUGCACACUUUUCACAUGCUCGAACAAAAUCAAUCGAUAUAUAACCAAAAACAUAACUGAAUACAUACUAAAAAGUAAAUAAUCUAAUUUAAACUAAGCAGGAAAGAAACUAAUUGAAAUUUGUUAUGAAAUCGACUCUAAAAGAUUUUCUAACAGAUUCGAAAAAUUAUGUUUGGCCUUAAAUUUGUAUUGUAAUGUAUGAGAAAAUUAAAAUAAAGUAAAAUAUAUUUAUUUAUUCUAGCGAGAGCAGGGCAAACAGAUGUAAAUUGAAUUGUAGAGUUUGCAGAAAUGUUUAACGAGAGCUUCAAUCAGGAAUAGAGACAUUGAGCCUUCGCGUCGUAUGAGUGUUGAUGAUACAAAUUUUCACAGACGGUUUCUUCACAAUUUUGCAUAUAAAUAUUCAUACAGAGGCAGCAUUCUCGGUUUAAUUGUUAUGCUACCUACAAAUGAAUUCCCUUCAUGUUGAAUGUUUUAAUAAACAGCAAUUAUGGCUGGGGAUAACAAGAGUGUCAGACAUCAAGUUAAUUAGAGGACUUGAGAAGAAAGAUUUGCCCAAGUCUUUUACGUUAGUGGGUAGAUCAUCAUCUUCUCAAAACCCUAGUUUCGUUUUAAUGGCAUCAUUCAAAGUUUUUACACUCAUCCGUCCUCUUUCCAAGCCGUUAUUAUGCAAUCACGUUGUCCUUCAAUCUAUUCAAUCGUAUCUACUACUUACCAGGCCUUGAAAUCAUUUAGAUUUCAAGCCUGAUAGUUGUCCUACGAUUCAAUAACGCUUGUGCGGAGGAUUUCCUUUUACUGUAUGAAUUUCUAUAUGAAAAUU